Andrographis paniculata is the source of this 1929-nucleotide messenger RNA. RefSeq names its product probable arabinosyltransferase ARAD1. Lineage: Eukaryota; Viridiplantae; Streptophyta; Magnoliopsida; Lamiales; Acanthaceae. The coding region runs from base 83 to 1612 and encodes 509 amino acids. Gene Ontology annotation, molecular function: glycosyltransferase activity. The record is from RefSeq and is a predicted model, not a curated record. The transcript is spliced from 9 exons.
UAAUCAAUCAAAUCAAAUAGCAGCAAUUAGGUUGAAGAGAGCGCCCUCUCUCUUCCGACUCGCCCCGCCCCGCCACCGGAAAAUGGCUGGAAGAGCUGCCUCCGGCGCCGCUAAAUCUCGGCGAUCUCCGCUCCUCCUUUUCGUCCUUGCGCUUCUCUUUCUCUCUCUGCUCUUUUUUGCGUUCUCAUCCACCCCUUCUUCUUCCUUCUCUCCCGUCGGCACGAUCCAUGCGCAUCUUAGCCCUAACAUCGACUAUUCUUUCGUCUCCUCUCUCCAGAAAUUCCUGAUGAAUUCCAACUCCAAAUCUUCCUUGAAGCUUCCCGACGACACUGUUCGAGGCGAUGCCGCACAACAAGACGUCAAGAGAUUGGACGAUUCAAUUUCGCUUGCUGAGGAGAAACGUCUCUAUGGAGGAAACCAAAUGUCGUUAUAUUCCCCGAUUCGAGUUUAUGUUUAUGACAUGCCUUCCAAAUUCACUUAUGAUUUACUCCGCCUGUUCCAAAAUACGUAUCAGGAGACUAAUAAUCUCACCUCUAAUGGCAGUCCCGUUCAUCGAUUAAUAGAGCAACAUUCAAUUGAUUACUGGCUGUGGGCGGAUUUGAUAGCUCCGGAGUCUGAGAGGUUAUUGAAGAAUGUCGUGAGAGUUCUCAAGCAGGAAGAAGCUGACUUAUUCUACGUUCCAUUUUUCACUACAAUUAGCUUUUUCUUGUUGGAGAAACAGCAAUGCAAGGCGCUUUAUAGGGAAGCACUGAAAUGGAUAAUAGAUCAACCAGCAUGGAAGCGUUCUGAAGGUAGAGAUCACAUAUUACCAGUUCAUCAUCCUUGGUCAUUUAAAUCUGUUCGAAAAUUUGUGAAGCAGGCUAUAUGGCUCCUUCCAGAUAUGGACUCCACUGGGAAUUGGUACAAGCCUGGCCAAGUUUACCUUGAGAAAGACUUGAUACUUCCUUAUGUUCCCAAUGUGGAUUUGUGUGAUUCCAAAUGCUUGCUAGAUUCUAAGAGAACGACACUGUUAUUUUUUCGUGGAAGGCUCAAAAGAAAUGCUGGUGGGAAAAUUCGCACAAAACUUGUGGCAGAACUUAAUGGUGCCAAAGAUGUGGUUAUAGAGGAGGGCACUGCUGGUGAGGGUGGAAAAGCUGCAGCCCAGAUUGGCAUGCGCAAGUCAACCUUUUGCCUUAGUCCAGCUGGUGAUACACCUUCAUCUGCUAGAUUAUUUGAUGCAAUUGUCAGUGGAUGCAUCCCUGUUAUAAUUAGUGAUGAACUGGAGCUUCCAUUCGAAGGAAUACUAGAUUAUCGCAAGAUGGCAGUUUUUGUUUCUUCUAGCGAUGCUGCACAGCCAGGAUGGCUUUUAUCAUUUUUAAGAAGUAUUUCUUCCUCUGAAAUUAGAGAGAGACAAAAAAACUUAGCUAAGUACUCGAGACACUUUUUAUAUUCCCAUCCAGCAAUGCCAUUGGGCCCAGAAGACUUGGCUUGGAGAAUGAUAGCAGGUAAGGUGGCGAACAUAAAGCUCCAUGUGCGCAGGGCGCAGCGGGUGGUGAAGGGUUCUAGAAGUGUGUGCAGUUGCGAGUGCAGGCUCCCCAACGGCACAAGCGGGGGAACCCCCCCCUCGCCCUAAUGAUUGGAGCCUCUUUUUGUUUGUUUGUUUGUUUCUUUGGGUACCACUCUUAGAUUUUUGCCUCUAUUGGGAGCGGGGUGUGUGUAGUAGUGUAGGUCAAUAGUACUUGUGUUACCACCGGAAGUCAGCAGAGUGGCAGGGUGGGCAUGCACAUAGAAAGAAAGGGUCGUUGUUGUCGCUGGUAUUCAGUUCAUUGAUGUGAUUGUGCAUGUAUAUGGUGGUGAGCAAUGACUAGGGUGAAGAGAAUCGAGGGAGGGAUAUUAUUGUUAUUGUUGUGUUCUUACUCUACAAAAUCUACAGUGGUGAGUGCCAAGCUC